UUCGAGCCUCGAGGACGACCGUACUGCGCUAGUUCUUUUGCGCCAACAUACAUUUUGAUCUAUCGUAUUUAUAUCACCACUUUGUCUUCGUUAUGGGCAAGAAAUGCAAAAAGAAAUCAGCCGCGGCCGUCAGAAGACUCAACCGAGAGAGAGGACGACUUUUGGCAUUAAAUAGGAAAAAAAGGGGCCAUAAUGCAAAAGGCAAGCUGGCCGACGCGACAGAAAACUCAUCUGCCACAUUGGAAAUAGAAGUCGAUCCACCGGGAAACCCUAUGGUGGACGUUGCAAAAUUCAACAUGGUCGACGUAGCUGAAAACUCAUCAGCCACAUUGGAAAUCGAACUCGAUCCACCAGAGAAUCCAGUAUGCUUCGGGUGCGGCUGGCGAGGUUACGAGGAGCCACGACGAUCUUAUCAUAGAUUUCCUACCGAUGCGAAUCUGCAACAGCAGUGGCUAGAUGCCAUAGGGAAAACUGGUCCAGUGAACCGACGGACCGCGCUCUGCAAUAUCCACUUCGAGGAGUCCUGCUUCAGAUACGGCCUGGUCCGGGGCCACAGGAUCCUGAGGAUGGGCAGCGUCCCCACCCUGCAGACCGGGAGACUCCCCAGCAUGAUGGUCAGCAUCAGUAGCUCGGGAAACCUGGAGAUAGACGGCCAUCCGGGGCAGGCUGGCGACGAAAUGGAAGAAGUGACGGUUAAAAUUGAGAAAGAAGAUUCCGAUUCGGACGACGAUAACGAUAGGAUCGCCGGAGCGACUUUCUCCGACGAUCCCACCUCCAGUCCGAAGCCCAAACGCCAGAAAUUGCCAGAACCGAUCCAGACAUCAUCGGUAAAGGUGGACAUUAAAAAGGAGGCUUCGGACUCUGAGCAGUCUGGUGAUUCCCUCGAGGACUGUUGGGAGGACAGGGUUAUCGCAGCCCUUGACCAGGUGAAGAAGGGGAAUCGAAAAUCGAAAGGGGACCCUUUCGCUUUGUACGGGAAACUCGUGGCAUCGGAGCUGAGAAGGCUGCCCUCGCGCACCUCCGCCAAGUUGAAGCCGGCCAUCUUGAAUCUCAUACGGCGGGUGGCGGUAAUUGAUGACGUUGGUGGUGCACGAAAAUCGAAAAAAAGAAAACAGAAUUAUAAAGAAGAAAAAAAAUAAGACUUUCCUUGAUAGGACACAUUGAAGAGAAACAGCACAAUUUCGAGACCACCAAAUUAUUAGACUCCGAUUAUUUGUUUUGCUGGUUCCCAUACAAUAGGAAAAUCAUAGGAAGAAGCUAGGAGUUAUAAUCUACUUUAAAUAGGGAUUUGUGGCAUUGUGGUGUGUGUGUGUAUUCUUAAUCGAUUUUAAUAACGCUUGAAAUUAUAAUAAUGUAAUAGAAGCAGCCAAAAUGUGCCAAAUCUGAAGAGAAGAUGGUAUAAAGUGUUUUUGUAAAUAAACUAUUUUGAUAUAAGUA
Messenger RNA from Aricia agestis (brown argus), 1437 nucleotides. RefSeq lists its product as uncharacterized. Gene Ontology annotation, molecular function: sequence-specific DNA binding. The record is from RefSeq and is a predicted model, not a curated record. Bases 93 to 1139 code for a protein of 348 amino acids. NCBI's taxonomy places the organism in Eukaryota, Metazoa, Arthropoda, Insecta, Lepidoptera, Lycaenidae. The transcript is spliced from 7 exons.